This is a messenger RNA of Stereum hirsutum FP-91666 SS1, 978 nucleotides long. RefSeq lists its product as uncharacterized. The transcript is spliced from 5 exons. NCBI's taxonomy places the organism in Eukaryota, Fungi, Basidiomycota, Agaricomycetes, Russulales, Stereaceae. The record is from RefSeq and is a predicted model, not a curated record. Bases 1 to 978 code for a protein of 325 amino acids.
AUGGCUGCCGCCUCGUCCAAGAUAGAUAUCGACCAAGUCUUGUUCGUCCCUGCUGCGGGCGAAUACACAGAUCAGGACGCCAUCCGCGUGUUUCAACAACAGCCCAUUGCCAGCAUCCCUCGGUAUUUGAUCCCGCGCAAGAAUGGACGCGAUUUACCGCCGCUCUUGCACUACGGCUGGAUUAUUGAUCUGAAACGAACGUUGAAGCUGGCGAAAGAACAGAAUCAGGCCUUCUACCAUUAUAUCGAUGGUCCUAAGAAGCCAGACUACUUCACUACCUGCUCCACUUUCAUUCCCCAGCUCAUGCACGAUCUUGGCCUCCCGUAUGACGAACGAGUAUACCUCUGUCAAAUUGGCAGCGGGGAACUCAAUCCAAGUGGCACUGUUGCCGUGAAAUUGGGUGUAUCGACGGGGACGAACUAUACUGGACAUAUGUCGGAAGAGAACGCGAAGAAGUUGCGGGACGCGACAGCUCCAGGUGCUGAAAUUAAAUGGUAUUUGGAUGCCAAACGCUGGCAGUGGACUGAGAAUCGUCGCUAUCGGGCUCCAGUAGCAAAUGAGCACGAGAAGCGUCUCCCGAGCAGUAUCACAAUGAGGCUUCCACUCAACUUUGCUCAACUUCCACUCACGCUUUGUUACCGGUCCAUAAUGGAACACACUACUUCGGACCAAGGAAAUACGAAAACGGAUAUCAAAGAGUUUUUGUUCGCGCCUGCUGGAAAGGCUUACACAGAUGAGGACGGCGUCCGCAUAUUCGGACAACAACCACUCGAACGCAUCCCUCGUUACCUAAUCCCACGCAAAAACCCACGCUUCUCACCGCCGCUCUUGCACUACGGCUGGAUUCUCGACGAAGAACUAAUGUGGAAGCUCACAUUGGAGUUGUCUGAGACCUUUUACCAUUGGAUCGACGGCCCCAAGAAGCCCGAUUAUUGGACCACUUUCACUUGCCUCAUACCCCGCUCAUGGAGCAUCUAG